Messenger RNA from Giardia duodenalis, 963 nucleotides. RefSeq lists its product as uncharacterized. The coding region runs from base 1 to 963 and encodes 320 amino acids. The record is from RefSeq and is a predicted model, not a curated record. Lineage: Eukaryota; Fornicata; Diplomonadida; Hexamitidae. The transcript has a single exon.
AUGAAUUCUGCUGCGAAGCUGGAUCGGCAGCUGUCCCAGAUCCUCGAGCAGGUGCGGAUACGGGCAGGGUCGCUGAGCACUGGGAGCCGUAUAAUCAUAGAAAAGUGGGUUCUGAAGCUAAUGGAGCAGCAGAGCCAUCUGGAAUGGAAGAAGAAUCGCAACCUCUACGGGGUCUAUCUCCUCGACAUGCUCAUGAAGCGAACGCUUGACGAUCCGUUUAAUAAACGUCCACCAGACACAGCGCUUCCAACUCUUCCGUCACACAUAAAGCAGUAUUACGGACGCAUGACAAGCGAGAUUUUGACGCGCAGCAUAGACGAAACAGGCCUAGAUCAUGCUGUAGGGAAGUCAGGAAUGGGAAAGUCUGUUUUGCGAGCCUCUUCUACAUCUAGCGUUGGUAAGCUCGGGUUUAAGAAUUCAGCCGUUAACAACACUCCCGCGUCUAACGACAGCAGGCUGCGCUCCUUAUCUAAUGCAUCUAAGGUGCUUACUUCUGCUACAGCCAUAUACACACCUCAUUCUAGUAACCACCCGUCCGCUCCCAAUCUCAAUGCCGACUUUGGGCUAUCAAAGCCUUCUGCACCGUCUACUGCUUCUUUAACUGACAACUAUCCUCCCGACCCUGUCGGGGCAUUGCUAAGGCGGAUUUAUAACCCUGCGCCGGUACAUGCCGAGGGCAUCCAUCAUGAAAACAAUGAGUAUCAGCAACACUCAGCAAUGCAAGGUGCCCCUUUGCUGUCUUCUCUAGACACGCUAGCCACUGCACCACAUUCAGACCAGGUAGAGCAUCAACUUACUGCUUCAAAACUUCGAAUCCAGGAGCUAGAGAGCGAGAUUCUGAACUAUAAGAAUGAAAUAACGUCCCUUAAGCGUGUUAUAGAGGCACUCAAGGCAGAGGAUUUUGCACUAGAGAAAACGGCCAGACAAAUCCACGCUGAAGCUUUAUCAAUCGUAUCUAUGUAA